CGCUCCUCCUCACUUCCCCGCGCGGAGGCGACCGACUUCGGCCAGUCUGUGCGAGUCUCUCCGAGCGUCUGGAGCGUCUGGAGCCCAGCGCGACGCGGCUGUCGGCGGGCACAGAGACGGCAUGAAGGCGGUCGCCUGCUGGCUCGGACUCUCUGGAUUCAGCGGACCGCCGGAACCGCCGCCGGUCGACGGUUUUGAUUUUUAAAGUGGUUCUACUUGGACUUCUGGAGGAUUUCCUCAAAAAAAACAAAAAAACAAAAAAACAAAAAAAAGAGAGAAAAAGCGACUUUUGGGGUGACAUUUUGAGCGUGGAAUUACCCCGUCCACUUUGCUGCCUGCGCGGAUAUCCAUUGGGUGGUCUCCGGGAACGCCAUGCUAGCUCCGGGCGCCGCCUGAGUUGGCGUCGGGCCUCACUUCCGUUCGCCUCGCCGGGAUGACGGCGGCGGCGUGGCGUGCGCUGUGGCUCGCGUGCGUCCUGCUGCCCGGAUGCGCGGCGGCGGCCAGGCUGCCCGCCGCCGAGCCCGCAGACGCUGCGUCCAGCGAGCCGACCUUCCUGGAGGACUUUGUCCUGGGGGCGGGCGACACCCUGGAAAUGGCAUGCGACCCCGAGGACGACUCGGCCCGGCCCGCGCUUUGGUACAAGGACGGCGUGGUGCUGUCGCCUAGCAACCGGACGCGGCCGGGCCAGAGGUCGCUGCGCAUCGUCAACGUGUCGUACGAGGACUCGGGCGUGUACGCCUGUCGACUCGCCCGCAAUAACAAGGUGCUCAGCAACUACACCAUCAGGGUGACAGAUUCUCUGUCGUCUGGUGAUGAUGAAGAUUACGAUGAAGAUCCAGAAGAUGCAGGUAAUGGCAAUGAAGCGCCGUACUGGAUCAAGCCGGACCGGAUGGACAAGAAGCUCCUGGCCGUGCCGGCCGCCAACACGGUCAAGUUCCGCUGCGCCGCGUCGGGCAACCCCACGCCCGCCAUCCGCUGGCUCAAGAACGGCAAAGAGUUCAAAGGGGAGCAGCGCAUGGGCGGCAUCAAGCUGCGGCACCAGCAGUGGAGUUUGGUGAUGGAAAGCGCCGUGCCGUCGGAUCGCGGCAACUACACGUGCGUGGUGCACAACAAGUACGGCACCAUCACGCACACCUACCAGCUGGAUGUGCUCGAACGCUCCCCGCACAGGCCCAUCCUUCAGGCGGGCCUGCCGGCCAAUCAGUCGGUGGUGGUGGGCAGCAACGUGGAGUUCCACUGCAAAGUGUACAGCGACGCCCAGCCGCACAUCCAGUGGCUCAAACACAUCGAGGUUAACGGCAGCCGCUUCGACGCCGACGGCGGACCCUACGUCAAAAUCCUCAAGACGGCCGGUAUUAACACCACCGACAACGAGCUGGAGGUGCUCUUGGUGUCCAACGUGUCUUUGGAGGACGCGGGCGAGUACACUUGCCUGGCGGGGAACUCUAUCGGCUACGCUCACCACUCUGCUUGGCUCACGGUGCUUCCAGCGAGUCCGGAGAAGGAGGACUACUACGCCGACAUCCUGAUCUACAUGACGGGCUGCGUGCUGUUCAUCUUGGCCGUGGUCAUCGCCGUGCUGUGUCGCAUGCGCAUGAUCGCGCAGAAGACGCUGCCCGAGCCGCCCGUGCAGAAACUCUCCAAGUUCCCGCUCAAGAGACAGCAGGUGUCCUUGGAUUCCAACUCGUCCAUGAACUCCAACACGCCGCUGGUGAGGAUCGCUCGCCUGUCGUCCAGCGACGGGCCCGCGCUGGCCAACGUCUCCGAGCUGGAGCUGCCCUCCGACCCCAAGUGGGAGUUUUCCAGAGCGCGGCUGACGUUGGGGAAGCCUCUGGGCGAGGGCUGCUUCGGUCAGGUGGUGAUGGCCGAGGCCAUCGGCGUCGACAAGGAGAAACCCAACAAGCCGCUAACGGUCGCUGUGAAAAUGCUGAAAGAUGACGCGACAGAUAAAGAUUUGUCCGACCUGGUGUCCGAGAUGGAGAUGAUGAAGAUGAUCGGAAAACACAAAAACAUCAUCAACCUGCUGGGAGCCUGCACGCAAGAUGGUCCGCUCUACGUUCUGGUGGAGUACGCCUCCAAAGGCAACCUAAGGGAGUACCUGAGGGCACGUCGGCCGCCGGGCAUGGACUACUCCUUUGAUACCUGCAAAAUCCCAGACGAGCAGCUGACCUUCAAAGACUUGGUGUCCUGCGCCUACCAGGUGGCCAGAGGCAUGGAGUACCUCGCCUCGCAGAAGUGCAUCCACCGAGACCUGGCGGCCAGGAACGUCCUGGUGACGGACGACAACGUCAUGAAGAUCGCCGACUUCGGGCUGGCCAGAGAUGUGCACAAUAUAGACUACUACAAAAAGACCACCAAUGGCCGCCUGCCCGUCAAGUGGAUGGCGCCGGAGGCUCUCUUCGACCGGGUCUACACUCACCAGAGCGACGUGUGGUCUUACGGCGUGUUACUGUGGGAGAUCUUCACGCUGGGGGGUUCGCCAUACCCGGGCAUCCCCGUGGAGGAACUCUUCAAGCUGCUCAAGGAGGGACACCGCAUGGACAAACCCGCCAACUGCACCCACGAGCUGUACAUGAUCAUGCGCGAGUGCUGGCACGCCGUGCCGUCGCAGAGGCCAACGUUCCGGCAGCUGGUGGAAGAUCACGACCGCGUUUUGUCCAUGACGUCCACCGAUGAGUACCUGGACCUGUCGGUUCCGCUGGAGCAGUACUCGCCCGCCUGCCAGGACUCCGGCAGCACCUGCUCUUCGGGCGACGAUUCGGUGUUCGCCCCCGACCCCGCGGCCGACGAGUCCUGUCUCCCCGAACGCCCCGCCGCCGCCGCCGCCCGGACCUAACCCUCAGCCGAGGCGGGGAUACGCCGCCGGGACCCCCGAUAAUCACCUCACUGAGUCCGGGCUCGGGAAACUCUGAAGGAUUUUUUUGAUCACAAAGUUUAUUUUUGUACACGGCCAGUCUUUUGUUACGGACAAUCUGCGGAACGGGAGAAAACGGGAAAUGCGGGAGGGGGGGGGGGGGGGGGGGCGGGGCCACCGAUCUGUGCCUACCGGGACGGAAGCUCCCGGAUCGGCGAAAUCUUCCAAAGUCCUUCGCAAAAGAAUCCAUUGUAAUUACAAACAUGCAAAUGCGAGCUCUGUUCUCCUUUAACGGAACAAAAAAUGUUUUGGACGCAAGCAAUGGAGAAGACACUGUUGUCACGGAAACCUUUGAAGUUUAGGGAAUAACUAAGGUGUAUAUUUGUAAAGAUAUUUAUAGAUCAACACGCUUCGUAAAAGGUUGGCUAAAAAGGGGGCGCGCGCAAAGCUUUUUUUUUUUUUUUUUUUUUGUCUUUUCACUUUUGUAACUUAUUUUACAUCAGAUGACACUUACAAAGAAAUAUUAAGGACGCACUGGCAAGAAAAAAUAAGGGGGGGGGGAUAUGUUCAAAUCACAAGAAAAACCUUAACAGAAAAAUGUUGUUAAGUUCCAAGAAAAGGAAGGCCAAAGAUUAUGAGAAUAAAGUUGUAAUAGUACCAGAAAAAGUCGGAGUUCCCAAAAAAAAAAAAAAGAAAAGGCAGAAUGUUACAACAAAAUAUUGGUGAUAACAUAAAGUUGGGAGUAUUUUAUGUGAAAUGUGAAAAAACAAGAAACAACAAAUUACGGGGAUAAAGCUCGUGAAUUUAUGAGAAAUAAUUAAGCUAAUAUACGAACCAAGUCGUAAUAUGACCAGAAAAAAAGGCGUCGUUCCCACGAGUUAAAAAGUUUGUAAAGUUACGGGAAAAAAUGGAGUCAGAAAGCUACAAGGAAAAAAAAGUGGUUUUACAGAAAAAACAUGAAACAGGAAAAUUUUUUUUAUGUUACGUAAAUAUGAACAAAGUCGGAAAGUCACACAACAAAUGUCGGUGAUAAAUGAUGCCACAUUAUGUAAAAGAAUUUUACUAAUAUUAGAAGAAUGAAGUCGUACAAAUAACAGAAAAAAAUGUUACAAGAAAAACAAGUAAAAAAGAUGUUUUUUUAUUAUUUUUUGUACGGUUGCAGGGGGGGGGAGGAGUUGGAUAGUGACAAGAAAAAUUCAGGUUACAAAAAGAAAUUCUGUGAAAAAGAAAUUGUAAAGUUACAAGAAAACCGAAAAAAAAGAUGAAUUUUAUGUUUACGAGUGGGGGAAAAAAAACGGAACGUUAUAAGAAAACUAUCGUAUACUUAUGAGAUAAAAAAUUCUUAGCAUUACAAGAAUGCAGUCGUACAACUACCAGAAAAAGUUGUAUUUUGCUGAAAAUAAAAGUUGCAAAUUUACGAAAUAAAAUGACGAGAACAAGUGAGGAAAUUCUAUGAAAACAAAUCGUCUUAAUAUAAGAAUAAACUUAACUGUACUUUGUCUUGUAUUAUUCCGAUUUAAUUUUCCCAACUUUACGAUUUGAGGCCUUUUUCUAACAUGAAGAUUGCACCUUUUUUGUUUUUGUCUUUACGUGUGAGCGGUGGCGCCAUUUUGGGUUUCCGGCGUGUCGCUGCUGCUCCUCGGUAGCGUCGGCUUCUUCUUCUUCUCUGGCGUCUUUACCGUUUCGUCGUUGCUCGAAACCAGAAGAAGCGACGAAACUCCUGCUGAGAGGCGUUUUGAGCGGCCGACAGGCUCAACGGAAACUACGUGCCCCAUCAUGCUUUGCACCUCAAUAGUCAAGCGACUAGCCAAGUGGAAGAAAAAGCAAUAUUUGUGUGUGUGUGUGUGUGUGUGCGAACGUUGCUCUUCAGUGUUAAAACUGACAUGAAGUCAUGCUGUGCGCAGCCAAAAGUGAAAACACUAUUUUGAAAAAGUCAAAACAUCAUUUGGAUUUCUUGACAUUUUGUUGUAUUUAAUUUUUGGGUGGGGGGGGUAUGAACUGUAUAUUUGCUGGAUCCUUCGUCGUCAAAAGUGCCAAAUGAAGUCUUAAAAGUCGCUUUCACUGAGUCGCCAAAAGUCAAGCGGCAGCAAAGCAUUAUGGGAUGAAAAGUUCAAAGGAAAAAAAGAUAUAUUUUAAUAAUAAUGAUAAACGAUAAUUAUCUCGCUGCUACUGUACGUGAAAAAGAGAAAACCCUCAAGACCGUGUGAGUACUUAAUAAAUAAUUUGUCCACUUUUAGUCGUUGAUUCUGCUGGGAGACAUUUAAACACCAAAUAUUGUAAUAAUGAUUAAUAAUAUGAAAUCAACAAUUCUUCCCUUGAUCGAUUGUUUGGUUUGGAGUGUCUGGUUGGAAUGAAAAAUGGAAGGCACAAAAACAGUGAAGAAGAACAAACGUAUGUGAUGUUUUUUUUUUAUUUUUUUUUAUUUAUUCUUCCAUGCUGUGUCAAAGCUUUCCCUAUGGUGAGAGUCUUUUUAUUCAAGCUACCUGCGUUUAAUUUUGCUUUUUUUUAUUAUUAUUAUUAUUAUUCAUUUAUUCGAGAGCCUGAUGAUCUCCUCACUCAAUGCUGCCCCCUAGCUUUCAUGCUAACCUCGUCGAUGUUUUUCACGUUGUUGGCACGUUAAAAGGUUUAACGUUUAAAAAAAAGGACACAAUUCAACCUUAGAUUUAAUGGCAACACGAGCAGCUAGCAUGUUAGUGAUUAUUUUCUACCGCUAGCAAUGACAACCUCGUGGACAAAAUAUUUCCACUAUUCACAAUUUUUUUUUUCUUUUACAAAUUUGAAGUGUAAAAAAACUAAAGGUGUUUAAUAUGUAUGUAACAUGUAGACCGAGAGCGCUCACAAGUUAACGUUAAAAAUCUUUUUCUCAAACAAUAUCUGAUGAAUGCUAGCAACUAAUUAUCAGCAUUGAUUUUUUUAUUAUUUUUUUUGUAUCCAAAAUAACAAUUCAACCUUAGAUUUGACGGUAAAGCGAGCACGUAGCCUACUUAUCCCACGCUCGCGUACAAAACAGGUGAACAGGUUCUGUACGAAUUUUCGUCAUUGCCAUAAUCCGAAAUACAGAAACCAUUCUAGCGUAGGUUGGGUUGUGACGCAAGUGCUGUAUUCUACGUUACGACUUUCACGUCCCGCGUUUUAUACCGUUAGAUAUGACCUGCCAAUCUAGAUAGUAUUUUAAAAUAAUCUGCUUUGAUUUUUUUGUCUUUUCCACAAAUUUUCCCAAAGGAAUUUUAAAGCAUUAAAAAAAAAAAAAAAAAGCGCUUGCUUGCAGUAUGUGCUUCUAACACAUCAACCAAGAGCAUAUUUGGACGGAAGAAAAAUGUUGGGAAUAUUUUUACGAAUUAUCGGCAUUGCCAAAUUUGGAUUCAAAAUUCCCAAUUUGACCAUAGAUUUGGUACCGCGAACAAGAACAUUUUAAAGCAUUAAGAAACGAGCACUUGUGUUUGUAACAUGUCAACCAAAAGCACAAUUUAAUGUUGAAAAUAGAGCUAGUUAUGCAUAGCAGAAGCUAGCUGGCUAACAUUGGCAUUUAAGCGACUGUGCACUACGACAUUCAUGUCCCGUGGUUUUCGUGUACGAGAUAUUUGCCCAAAAAAUGAUAAGACCCCAGAUUUGAAAACAACAAUUUACAAAUUUUGCAAGCAAAUUUCAAGCGAGAUAAGUUCACAGCGUCAAUUCCUUUUUUUUUUUCGUCCGGAAUAAACAAUUUGACCUUCGAUGUUAGCAGCUUGCAUAUUAACGACAGCUACAUUUACGUUUUCUUUUGUAAGUGAAUGUUUUGUGUAAAAAAAAGAACGCUUGUCGAGAAGCAACUUUUCCGACGUUUACAUUUUCAAAGUGACGAUAGUGGCGACUCAUCGGCUUUUUCAGUUUUUUUUUUGGACUUUCCUAGCUGGAAUUUUUAUUGUCGUUUGUUCUUCUCACGCAGUGUUUAUCUUUGGUCAGAUUAAUUUAUAGUUUGAAACAUGCUUGCUGUUGUACAUAAGAGACAGACUUUUCUUUUUUUUUUUUUUUUUUAAGAGUUUUAUUUAGCUGUGUGAGCUAUAUUUUUUUUUGUUUGUUUGUUUUGCAUUCCACUUUAGAGCAAUUAGCAGCCAGCUUAUAUCACGUAAUUUAUUUUCAAUAACAUAGAAAAGUGGAACUAACGUUUGGACUUUUUGUUUUGUUUCAUAUGAUGAUGACGAUGAUGAUGAUGGAUGCUGUGGAACAUUCCGGCACAAGGUUGCGGUCAGUUCCCUCUCGCUGAAAUCUUGUGUGACAAAACCAUGAAGCUGUCUGUCAACAAACAGCUUGUCAAUAAACAUCCAACAUGUUGUCAUAUGAA
Molecule: messenger RNA, 7175 nt
Organism: Phyllopteryx taeniolatus (common seadragon)
Lineage: Eukaryota; Metazoa; Chordata; Actinopteri; Syngnathiformes; Syngnathidae
Gene: fgfr3
Product: fibroblast growth factor receptor 3
Exons: 18
Coding region: 434-2836 (800 amino acids)
Biological process (GO): positive regulation of cell population proliferation; fibroblast growth factor receptor signaling pathway; positive regulation of kinase activity
Cellular component (GO): membrane; signaling receptor complex
Molecular function (GO): fibroblast growth factor binding; fibroblast growth factor receptor activity; ATP binding
Source: RefSeq, a predicted model, not a curated record